This is a messenger RNA of Cladophialophora yegresii CBS 114405, 1209 nucleotides long. RefSeq lists its product as uncharacterized. Gene Ontology annotation, molecular function: translation initiation factor activity; guanyl-nucleotide exchange factor activity. The record is from RefSeq and is a predicted model, not a curated record. Gene Ontology annotation, biological process: translational initiation. Gene Ontology annotation, cellular component: eukaryotic translation initiation factor 2B complex. The transcript is spliced from 2 exons. NCBI's taxonomy places the organism in Eukaryota, Fungi, Ascomycota, Eurotiomycetes, Chaetothyriales, Herpotrichiellaceae. Bases 1 to 1209 code for a protein of 402 amino acids.
AUGGCUACCUCAUCGAUCUCGGCUUCGCCAGCACCACGGCCGAUCAACGCCGAAGCAGACUCUCCUUCCACAGAGUUCGACAUAAUAGCCACUUACAACGACUUGAUCCGCAAUGACCCGACCAUCACACCCCCAAUCGCCGCCAUCGAAUCGCUGAUCAACCUCCUAGCAUCGUCCCCCUUGACGACCAUCUCCGAGACCCUCGCCCUUUUGUCCACGCACAGCCGCAAACUUCUGGCAAGUCAGAGGAACCCGAUCCCGCUCUCGGCCGGAACGGACCUCUUCCAACGCUACCUGAUCAGUUCGUUCCAGCAGCGCCCGUCGUCGCUAGCGAACUCCGACUUCUCCACCCUGAGGCACCACAUCAUCACGCAGUCCUCCCUGUUCGUGAAGAAUGCAGGCACCGCACGCUCCAAGAUCGCGCAGCACGCCCUCCCAUUCACCAUCAAGAGGGACGCCAGCGCCGGUACCAGCAGUGGCACCACCACGAUCGUCACGUUCGGGUGUUCGCGCGUCGUGCACGCCGUGCUGGCCCACGCGGCCGAACACUCGCCCUCGCAGACCCGCCCCUUCGACGUGAUUUGCGUGACGCCCGCAGCAGCCUCUUGGUUGUCCUCGUUACAAGAGACAUCCCUCGCCAAGCUCGCAGCCCUGGGCAUCCGCACGGCCACGAUCCCACUGCACGGCCUGGCCUACGCGCUGUCUUCGCUGUCGACUGCCCCGCAAGUCCUACUGGGCGCCAGUGCCGUGCUCGAAAACGGCGCCAUCGUCUCCGAUUUGGGGUCGCGUACCGUGGGGCUGAUCGCCCACGCGUUCAACGUCCCGCUGCACGUGUGCGUCGAGUCGUAUAAAUUCGUGCGCAACUUCCCUUUGGGAUGUGGGCCCGGGGACCUGACGCGCAUGGGCGUGAAGCAGGACGUGUUGAAGUUCUCGGACCCAACUUCCGGCGACGCGGCCUCUGAUUUCGGUGACGGGGACGGUGGUGGCGUCCACGAGCGGAGGGGAGACGACUACUUUGCUUCUGAGGGUAAAUCUGCCAGUGCCAUUCCUGAGAUUGAGGAGAGAGGUGGCCCAGAGCGAGAAACACAGGACGAAGAGGAGCCAAUGAUUGAAAUCACGCCCCCGGAGUUGAUUUCGGCCUUGAUCACGGAGAAUGGCAUCAUGACGACCAAUGCUGUUAGCGAGGAAUUGAUCAAGUUAUGGUUCUGA